This is a messenger RNA of Hymenoscyphus albidus, 419 nucleotides long. NCBI's taxonomy places the organism in Eukaryota, Fungi, Ascomycota, Leotiomycetes, Helotiales, Helotiaceae. The record is from the annotation of a GenBank genome assembly.
AUGUUUGUCUCAGUAGAGCAUGAUAUAUUCUUGGACCCUUGUAAGUAGUAUACAAUCGAAAAGAACUGUAGUACUUUAACUGAUUUUCCCAAGUUCUGGCGAACCUAAACCGAGUACCAUACCUUCUAAAAGCUCAGAAUGUUCUCUCACAAGUUUUCGAUGUUGAAAUUGAUACUCCAGACACUUUCUUACGUAACAGAGAGAUGAGCAGACUGAAGUGUCUUCAAAAGGUCUACCUAACUUUUUCGGAAAAGAGUACGGCCGACAAGAAGAAAGCGUUCGUAAAAUCUGUUGAGAAGAGACUCCAACAGAUCUCCUCACGCUGUGAGGUGGUUGAGACAUACUUGAAGAUCGAGAAGCAUCAGAAGGAUCGUUUGACUGUCUCACUACACCAAGAAGGGGUUGGUAGGGGAGACUAA